Messenger RNA from Ordospora pajunii, 2922 nucleotides. Its product is annotated as DNA polymerase. Gene Ontology annotation, biological process: nucleotide-excision repair, DNA gap filling; DNA-templated DNA replication; DNA replication proofreading. Lineage: Eukaryota; Fungi; Microsporidia; Ordosporidae. Bases 1 to 2922 code for a protein of 973 amino acids. The transcript has a single exon. The record is from RefSeq and is a predicted model, not a curated record. Gene Ontology annotation, molecular function: DNA-directed DNA polymerase activity; nucleotide binding; DNA binding. Gene Ontology annotation, cellular component: delta DNA polymerase complex.
AUGGCAAAGGACUUGGUUGUUUUUCAAACACAUGUGGAGUUUUACAUGGAUGACACGGGAUUGAGCUAUGCAUAUCCGGUGUUUAUUAUAUUUGGAUCCACAAUCACAGGAGAGCCUGUACAAGUACUUGUCAGGAACUUCUAUCCAUAUAUAUACAUUGAGAGUGCGAACGGAAAGGAGUAUAAAGAGAAUGACAUAAUGGAAUCGAUCAAGAAGCUGGAUAUAAAAGGGAUGAUUCUGGACGUCGAGGUUGUUUUUAAACAGAAUAUCUUUGGAUACUCAGAAUCAAAGUCGCGCUUCUACAAAUUGACAUUCAGCACACCUCAUGUAUUUGCAGGCGUCAAGGCACUGCUUGAGGAGGGGGUGGUUGUGAAGAGAGAAAGGGUUGUUUUCAAGGUAUACGAAAGCAACAUUCCGUUUGUAAUAAGGUUUAUGUGUGAUCUUGGAAUGGUAGGAAUGAGCUACGCCAAAAUAAAGAAAUACGAAGUUGUUCAUGCAAAGCCACUGACUGUCACAGCAUCUUAUGAAUCGAUUGAAUGUCUUGCGCCAGAAGGCAGCUAUGUAAAGCUUCCUCCACUCAAGAUCCUGAGUAUUGACAUUGAAUGUGUAGGCAGCAAUGGCUUUCCGUCGUCUAAGGUUGAUCCAAUCAUACAGAUUGGAAACACGGUGAGCCUGUACGGAAGCAAGGAUCAGGUGAUGCAGGACAUAUUCUGCCUGAAGGAGACGACUGGGAUUCCUGGUGCGAAUGUGCAUUGGCAUGAGACAGAGAAAGAGCUUCUUGAAGGAUGGAGAAAGUAUUUUAUGGACCUUGAUCCAGAUAUAAUUAUUGGAUACAACAUCAAGGGAUUCGAUAUUCCGUACAUUCUAGAUAGAGGAGAAGCUGUGGGGAUAGAGGGAUUUUCGUGUCUUGGGAGGCUGGACAAGAAGGUUAAAGUAAGGGAUACUACAAUGUCUGGCAAUAUGUUUGGAUCGAUCAUGACCACUGAGGUUGACAUUGGAGGGCGACUGGUGAUUGACAUGAUGCUUGUGAUACGAAGGGAUUUCAAACUGAGAAGCUAUUCUUUGAACUCUGUCAGCAUCCACUUCCUAAAGGAACAGAAGGAAGAUGUGCCGUAUUCUUCGAUUGGUGUGCUACAGGCUGGCGACAAGGAUAGCAGGCGGAGAAUAGCAUCGUAUUGCUUGCGAGACACGCUGCUAACCCUCCGCCUGUUCAACAAGCUGAGUGUCUUGGUGAACUACACAGAGCUCUCGAGAGUCACUGGUGUUCCGAUUGAGUAUUUUUUUAGCCGAGGAAUAUCUAUCAAGAUGUUUUCUCUGAUAUAUAGAAUGGCAAGCAGGGAGGGAUAUGUAGUUCCUGUUAUUGAGUCGUUUGAGCUGAACCGUGGGUUUGAGGGAGGGUUUGUGAUGGAUCCUAUCCGAGGGUUUUACGACAAGCCGGUAUCUGUGAUGGACUUCAGCUCGCUAUAUCCCUCGAUAAUGAUCAGCAAGAACCUGUGUUACACGACGUUGCUCACAAAGGAGCAGUAUGGCAGGGUUGGGGGAGUUGAGACGCCCACGGGGGACUACUUUUGUAGUGCAGAAACAAAGAAGGGGCUGCUGCCUAGGAUUCUGACAGACCUGCUAGCGUCGAGAAGAGCGAUAAGAAAGGCAAUGGAGGAGGAGAAUGAUGAGGAGCUGAAGGUAUGUCUGAAUGGCAGGCAGUUAGCAAUGAAGCUGUGUGCAAACUCGAUAUAUGGAUUUACAGGAGCCAGUACAGGAAAGCUCCCGUGUUUUGAGAUAUCGCAGAGUGUGACAGGGCUUGGCAGGGAGAUGAUAACGUAUGUGAAGAGGCUGAUUGAACAGACGUUUUGCAAAGCUAGUGGAUACAGCCACAAUAGUGUGGUGAUAUAUGGAGAUACUGAUUCGGUGAUGAUUAGCUUUAAUGAACCUGACAUGAAGAGGGUCUUUGAGAUGAGCAAGGAGAUAAGUGAAAUGGUUUCGAGCAAGUUUGUGAAGCCAGUGUGCUUGGAGUUUGAGAAGGUGUAUUGCCCGUAUCUACUAAUUAACAAGAAGAGAUAUGCAGGGCUGAUGUAUUCGAGUCCGGACAGUCCCAGCAAGAUCGACACAAGGGGAAUCGAAACUGUGCGAAGAGAUAACUGUGAGCUUGUAAGAGAUGUUGUGGAGUCUGUGCUAGAGAAGAUUUUGUAUCUGAGGGAUGUAGAGGCGGCCAAAGUGUUGGUAAAGAACGUGAUAAGAGACUUGCAUCAAGGACGAGUUGAUUUGAGUUUGCUUGUGAUUUCAAAGUCGCUUACCAAGACGGGAGACAAGUAUGAAACAAAGCAAGCACACGUGGAACUUGCAAAGAAGUUGAAGGAACGGGAUGAGAGCACUGCGCCGGUGCUUGGCGACCGAGUACCGUAUGUGAUAGUUAAGAAGGGAAAGAAGAAGGCGGCAUAUGAGAAGAGCGAGGAUCCGGUGUAUGUUCUUGAGAAUGACCUUCCGAUUGAUACAGAGUAUUACAUUGAACAACAGCUAUCGAAGCCUCUGAGCAGGAUAUUUGAGCCAAUCAUGGACAAUGUUUCAGAGCUUUUCAAAGGAGACCAUACACUGGCAAUCCCAUCGAUUUCUCUUCAUGGCCCGAUGAAUGCAUUUGUGAAAGCAGCAACGACGUGUGUUGGAUGCAAAUCGACGGGCAAGGUGUUGUGUGAUGGAUGCAUUGAUGAUUUCCAUGUGCAUCUGCAGAGAAUGCAGAACGAUGUUGAGGAGAAGAAGGAAAGGCUGAACAGCUGCUGGGUGGAAUGCCAAAGAUGCCAAGGAAGUGUUCAUGGGCAGGUGCUGUGUGUGAACAGGGAUUGCCCCAUUUUCUACAUGCGAACCAAGGUGAAGAAAGAAUUGGCUCCUCUUAGUGAAAGGCUUGAGAAGCUAAGAUCGUUUAAGUGGUAG